AUGUCUACUCCUCCUCCGCUCACCCUCGCACCUGCACCCGCUCCGCCUCCGACAUCAUCAUGGACCUUCACUCAAGGCUUCAUAUCGGGUCAAGCAUCAUUCUUGAUCAUCGUACUUUUGUUCGUACGAUAUGUGGUCUUCUCACCUUCUGAAGAAUCAGAUACAGAGGGAUGGAGAAAGAGAAGGGCAGAGAAAGCAAAGAAAGCUUUACUAUCGACAACAUCAGUUCCACCACCUCCACCAGCUCAAUUACUCUCGAAAACAAACUAUGAGAUGGCUACUCAUGCUGCUGAAUCUACAGAUUGGGUGAAUGUUCUCCUAGCGCAGAUGCUUCAAGGAUAUAGGAAUGAUUUACUCUCUGCUAAUGGAGAAGAAGGAGCUAGACAAAGAGUUGAACAAUGGUUAAACCCAGUAGGAGCGAAUCUCAGUUGGCUGGAUCCAAUCGAAGUCACAUCAUUGUCUUUGGGUAAAGCAUAUCCCCUUCUUUCCAAUGCAAGAAUACGGCCGGCCGAUGGUCAAGGUAGAAUAAGAGCGGAGAUCGACGUUGAUUACCUGGAUUCGAUAUCGUUGAAUCUCUCAACGGCUGUUUUGGUCAAUUUCCCUAGACCGAGAUUUGCAGUACUACCCGUCUCAUUAGGUGUCGAAUUAGUCUCGAUCGGAGGAACUAUGAGUGUUCAAUUACACGAACCAACAGAUGAAAGGCAGCAUAUACAUGUUUCUCUAUUACCUGAUUUCCAUCUAAAUCUCAAAACUACCAGUUUAUUGGGUAGCAGAGCGAAACUUCAAGAUAUACCGAAACUUGAACAACUUAUUGUAUCUAGAUUACGAUCAGUAAUUCAAGAUCGCUUUGUGUAUCCUUCACAUAUAUCACUUGCUUUACCUAGAAUACUAUCUCCAUCCGUAUCGCCCACUCCUCUACUGAACGAAUUCGGUGAAUCUGCCGUGAAUGCCAUGAGUGAAGCUAUGACCAAUGGUAUAUCACGUAUGGUUAAUGAUAUCAUGGGUCCAGUCAUAAAUCCUUCUUCGUCUGAAAUGGGAACUUCAACCACCACCGUAGAUAGAGUUAAUGGCGAUUAUCAAAAUUAUCAAAAUGAUCAAGAUGGUGAUGAGAUAUAUGAGAAUCAUCCUUUGGAUCAAAUAGCUAUUUCAAGAGCUAAACAAUCAGAUAGAGAACAAGGUUCACAAACUCCACAAUUGAAUCCUCAACCUCCUCAACUUCCUUCUCGAUCUACUUCUAAUGCACGUACACCGAGAUUAAUCCCUCAAAGACCAAUCAACUCACGUAAUCCAACGAUGACCAAAAACUACCUUGAAACUCAAACUUCAAGACCUCAAAUGACUUCAGCAACAUCCUCAUAUCGUCCAACGCCCACACCUUCAAUCUCAAAUUCAAACCCAAAUCCAGCUACAUCAAUUAAUGGCAAUCCAACUAAUAACGCAUUUAGAUUUAGAGGUCAAUUCGCAUCAAAUCCACCUACACCAGGAAUAGAAAGAGAUGGAUUAGGAAUUAUGGAUAACAAUACUUCCUCGACGACAGCAAGUAGUGCUAGACGGAGGGGUAUAUUCAACUCCACCGCUGAAUCAUAA
Messenger RNA from Kwoniella shivajii, 1587 nucleotides. RefSeq lists its product as uncharacterized. The transcript has 7 exons. The record is from RefSeq and is a predicted model, not a curated record. Gene Ontology annotation, biological process: mitochondrion organization; phospholipid transport. Lineage: Eukaryota; Fungi; Basidiomycota; Tremellomycetes; Tremellales; Cryptococcaceae. Gene Ontology annotation, molecular function: lipid binding. Bases 1 to 1587 code for a protein of 528 amino acids. Gene Ontology annotation, cellular component: ERMES complex; endoplasmic reticulum.